Messenger RNA from Gymnodraco acuticeps, 2215 nucleotides. Its product is annotated as zinc finger protein 79-like. Gene Ontology annotation, cellular component: nucleus. The transcript is spliced from 2 exons. Gene Ontology annotation, molecular function: DNA-binding transcription factor activity, RNA polymerase II-specific; RNA polymerase II cis-regulatory region sequence-specific DNA binding. The coding region runs from base 259 to 1848 and encodes 529 amino acids. The record is from RefSeq and is a predicted model, not a curated record. Gene Ontology annotation, biological process: central nervous system development; regulation of transcription by RNA polymerase II. Lineage: Eukaryota; Metazoa; Chordata; Actinopteri; Perciformes; Bathydraconidae.
AAACCGCACCGGAAGUGAAGUUCCCAGCUCUUUCUAACCUGGAUCGAGGUGGCGUCUCGUCGCUACGGUUCUCUCUCUCUGUGUUCCUGAGAAAGUGUGUGUGAGCUCCAGCACUACUGAUCCAUCAUCUGUGUGUCUGGAUAAACCUCCGAAUGGACUCUGUGCUCUUUUUUCUGGAGCGUUUACCUCGGACUAUAGGAGCUAGCUUAGCAUGCUAGCUGGAAACACGUUGGCAACACUAGUCAGAUUGAGAGUUUGAUGAAGAGAGAAACGGUGUGUUUAACGGAGUUUGCAGGAAAAGGUGAUCUAGUAAACAUGAGUAAAGUCCAAAUGCUGCUGUUGUUGAAGAAGCAGCGACUCACUGCUGCUGCUGAAGAGAUAUUUGCUCUGUUUGAAAAGACUAUAGCAGAGCUCGAGGAGGAGCUGUCUCGUUCAAAAGAGGAGAACGAGAGACUCCAGAAACUACUGGACGCUGUUUUACAGCCUCAGCUUCGGAUACACAGAGCAGACGUCAAGCAGCUGGUGGUGGUUAAAGAAGAGCUUCUCCAUGACCAGCAGGCGUGGAGCACCAGUCUGGACCAGGAGGACCCAGAGCCCCCCCCACACAUUAAGCAGGAACCGGAGGAACUCAGGAUCAGUCCGGAAGGAGAGCAGCUUCAGGACCAGGAGGAGGCUGAUAUCACCAAGUCCACUUUCACUCCUGACGCUGUGAAGAGUGAAGAUGAUAAAGAGAAACCUCAGUCCCCACAGCCUCAUCAAAGACAAACUGAACACAUGGAAACAGAAGCUGAUGGAGAUGACUGUCGAGGACCAGAACCAGCCAGUAACUCGGAUCCAGAGAGCAGUUUACAACCAAAGAUUGAGGGUGACACUGGAGACUGUUCUGAACCUGACACUGGAGACUGUUCUGAACCUGACACUGGAGACUGUUCUGAACCUGACACUGGAGACUGUUCUGAACCUGACACUGAAGACUGUGCUGAUUGGAAAGAGACCAGAGAACCUGCCUCAGUCUCAAACUCAAUGAAAAAUAGACAUGAAUCUGUCAGUGAUCAACGACGUAGUAAUGAAAAGAAACAAUUUGGGUGCUCCGUUUGUACGAAAUAUUUUGCACGGAAAGGAGAUAUUAUGAAACACAUGAUAAUCCACACAGGAGAGAAACCACACAGCUGCUCAGUCUGUAAGAAAGCUUUUUCACAGAGUGGACAUUUAACUGGACACAUGAGAAUCCACACAGGAGAGAAACCACACAGCUGCUCAGUCUGUAAGAAAGCUUUUUCACAGAGUGGAGGUUUAAAGGACCACAUGCGAGUCCACACAGGAGAGAAACCUCACAGCUGCUCAGUCUGUAAGAAAGCUUUUUCAUAUAAUAUAAGUGCAAAGGUACACAUGAGAAUUCACACAGGAGAGAAACCAUACAGCUGCUCAGUCUGUAAGAAAUCCUUUUCAGAGAGUGGCGGUUUUAAACAACACAUGAGAAUCCACACAGGAGAAAAACCAUACACCUGCUCAGUCUGUAAGAAAGCUUUUUCACAGAGUGCACAUUUAAAGGGACACAUGAGAACCCACACAGGAGAGAAACCAUACAGCUGCUCAGUCUGUAAGAAAGCUUUUUCAUAUAGUGGACAUUUAAAGAGACACAUGAGAGUCCACACAAGAGAGGAAAUAUACAGCUGCAAUGUUUGUGACAAAAGAUUUAAAUGCCUUAGUGAUUUGAAAAGACACAAGUGUGUUGGUCGUCAGUCCUCACGGCUUAAUGCAAUUCAAACUGAGGAUAACAGAGAGGCAGAUCCUCCAAUCAGCAGCUCAGCUGAACACAUGGCUGCAGAAGCUGAUGGAGGACAAUGAAUAAGUCUUAAAUAUGACAGUUCACACGUGAACAAAUCUGUCUGACUGGAUAAACAUUGUUGCACAACAUUCAUAUAAGACUUAAAUUAACUCCAUCUUUAUCAACAUGGGUGGACAAUAUGUUUAAUGUUUUUGUCAUACUGAUUUUCUGAUGUAUAGGUUAACCACUGGCUGUUGAUGAACCAUUUUAUUUUUGGAUUGAGGGCUCCAAGUUUCCAUGUAGAGAUAUAGGAUGAUUUGAUGUAUUGUUCUUCAUUUCUAAAUGUUUUGUAUCUUUGCUCUCCUGUUAAUGAGCUCUGAUUUACAUAAAUGUAGCUGUUAUCUGAUUGUUGAUUGAUUAAUAAACACAAGUUGGAGUCUGUCAGGA